Didymosphaeria variabile is the source of this 1695-nucleotide messenger RNA. It is a transcript of the gene ASN1, whose product is annotated as asparagine synthetase. The record is from RefSeq and is a predicted model, not a curated record. The transcript is spliced from 9 exons. NCBI's taxonomy places the organism in Eukaryota, Fungi, Ascomycota, Dothideomycetes, Pleosporales, Didymosphaeriaceae. Gene Ontology annotation, molecular function: asparagine synthase (glutamine-hydrolyzing) activity. Bases 1 to 1695 code for a protein of 564 amino acids. Gene Ontology annotation, cellular component: cytosol.
AUGUGUGGUAUUUUUGCGUGCUACAGGCACCCCGAUGUGCAGCAAUUCAAGCCCACGGCCCUGAAGAUGGGCAAGGCCAUAAGGCACAGAGGGCCUGAUUGGAGCGGCAACUGGAUUGCGAACGAUACGAUUCUCGUCCACGAGCGCCUGAGUAUCGUCGGUGUUGACACGGGCGCGCAGCCACUGGUCAACGAUGAGAAGACAGUCUCCCUCGCUGUCAACGGCGAAAUAUACAACCACCGUAUCCUCCGCAAAGGCCUCAAGAACCCGUACAACUUCAAGACACACUCUGACUGCGAGGUCAUCAUUCCGUUGUACCUAGAACAUGGUGUCGAUGCUCCCAAGAAGCUUGAUGGCAUGUUCUCCUGGAUCCUGCACGACAAGGUCCAGGACCGAGUCAUCGCUGCGCGAGACCCCAUCGGUGUCACCACCUUCUACAUGGGCCGUUCAAGUCAGACGCCCGGCGCCGUCUUCUUCGCUUCUGAAUUGAAGUGCUUGCACCCCGUCUGCCAUGUCUACGAUUCGAACACGGACAAGCUCACACGUUACUACAACCCGAAGUGGCUCGUCGAGCCCGACAACAUCCCCACAAAGCCCGUAGAUUACAAGGAGCUGCGAGCAGCACUAGAAACCUCGGUGCGCAAGCGGUUGAUGGCCGAGGUGCCAUACGGUGUGCUCCUGUCUGGUGGUCUGGACUCCAGUCUCGUGGCCUCGAUUGCCCAGCGCGAAACCCAGCGCCUCAACGAGGCCGCACGGAAACGUGCCGCGGAACAGAAAGAAAAGAACGGCAAGCUCAACGGGUACGCCAUCGACGGCCAUGCUCCCGGUGGCCUGGUCGGCAUCGACGAUACCAACGAGCUCGCAACCGUGCAGAUGCUCCCCGAACUCAACUCCUUCUCCAUUGGUCUUCCUGGGUCUCCUGACGGCGUUGCUGCGCAAGAAGUAGCAGACUUCCUCGGCACGCGACACCACACCUUCACCUUCACGCUCGAAGAAGGUCUCGACGCCCUCUCAGACGUCAUCUUCCACCUUGAGACGUUUGAUAUCAAAGCCAUGGGCGUCAAGAUGGUGCUUUCCGGCGAGGGCUCAGACGAGAUCUUCGGCGGAUAUUUGUACUUCCACAACGCGCCCGACAAGGCCGCUCUCCAUGGCGAAACCAUCCGCCGCAUUGAGAACCUGCAUCUCGCUGAUUGCUUGAGGGCUAACAAGAGCACGUCUGCGUGGGGUGUGGAAGCCCGCGUUCCGUUCCUCGACAAGCAGUUCCUCAACGUCGCCAUGUCCAUCGACCCCGAGGAGAAGAUGAUCAAGAAACCUGAGCGCAUAGAGAAGUACAUUCUCCGCAAGGCGUUUGACACCACCGACGAGCCUGAGACACCCGCCUACCUGCCCGAUAAGAUCCUUUGGAGACAAAAGGAGCAGUUCUCCGACGGUGUAGGCUACGGCUGGAUCGAUGCGCUGAAGGACGAGGCGGAGAAGAAGGUUACUGAUGAGAUGAUGAAGAAUCCCAAGCCCGAGUGGGGAAGCGAUGUGCCGGAUAGCAAAGAGGCGUACUGGUACAGGACCAUGUUCGAUGAGCAUUUCCCGAGUUAUUGCGCGAGUACCGUUAUGCGGUGGACGCCGACGUGGAGUACACAAACGGAUCCUAGUGGACGUGCUAUCGCCGUGCACGAGCAAAAGUAUGACACCGCGCAGUAA